AUGCAGAAGAAAUACUUCUGGACGAUAUGCGCAGGGCUCGCAUGUGCAACGCAAGACGAGCCCGCAAACGCAAAUCACAUCUUCAACGCUAUUCAAUCAACCCUCAGACAUUAUGAAACAGCCCUCAAUCCCUACGGCAUGUCCUUCCACCUCGCCACGGCACCAAAGGGCACACGAUUUUACCACGGAACGGGUACCCCGGACCCAAUAACUGGGGUAGAAUGGCUUGCCUUCAAGCCGCAGCACUCCCUCGGUUUCGCCCAUCGCAGCGGCCGCAAGCAGAAGAGAUCAGACACCCAGCAGCCGCUCAACAAAGCUGCGGAUAUUACCACUGAGUCUCCAGGACAAGCUGGGUAUCUGCACACCUAUGCCGCAGCUAAGGAUCUCCGUCUCUUGUAUAUAGACGGUAUGUCCGCAGGGCCAGGUGGUGCGCUCGAAGCUCAGGACCGGAUCUUGUUCAACGAUACAAUUGACAGUCCAUCCCUUGGUCCGCGUCCACCUGUUGGCGGCCCACCUGCCGAGAAAGAACGGGCGUUUCAAACAUGUCGUAUGGCGAAAGAGGUAUGGGGGGAUCGGAUUGAUGGAGUUGUGCGCACAGAGGGUGAUUUCGAGAUUCUUCUGUGUUCAUUUGAGCGUGACAUGGAGGUUGUGAGAAUCACGCAGACAAAGAAACAGGAUGGGCGAGGGAUCAGGACUCGUUCUGAAUCUGAACAUUCGAAGGAGAAAGAUAGGAGGCAUGGAAAAGGUCGUGGUCCUGGUUCUCGUGAGCCUCGCGGUCCAGUAAGGGGUGAUUGCUGUUCCAUCGCCACUAAGUAUGAUCAGUCAUUGGGACAAAAGGUUCGUUUGGACUUCGAUCACUUUGUUUCGGCUUUCGGGUAUGGCCUGGAUCUGUUCCCUGAUGGCUCCAGUCGCCCUGUCUUGCAUCAUAUUCCAACUGAGCUGCUGGAACCCGUGAGGCGGGAUAUCAAUUCCAUGGUCAAUACCUUGGAGCCCUCGUUAGAUUCCUUUAAUUGGCAGGCUAUUGCUGAUAUGAUUGUGUUCCGGUAUUCGGAGGAGUUGAAGAUUCUUGCUGCUGGAGACUUCAAUUCUGUCGAGUCGAUUCGUGGGAGGAUCGAGGCGGUUCUGGAGCCUUUUAUUGACUAUAGGGAGUUCGGCGCGAGGGAGGAUAUCGUUGAACUGUGUCAAAAUGAGUUUAUUCCAGCUUCUGCACCCACCAAGUCGGUUGGUGGGCGUGUCAUUUCUUCGGUUUCGAGGACCGUCUGCUCCACUUUGGUGUCGGGGUUGCUCGAUGGGGAAGACCUCAAUGACACGGUAGAAAGUUUCAAGCACCUGUUGAAGUAUCUGAACUGGACUACAUGGAAAGCCGAAUGA
Penicillium salamii is the source of this 1371-nucleotide messenger RNA. Lineage: Eukaryota; Fungi; Ascomycota; Eurotiomycetes; Eurotiales; Aspergillaceae. The record is from the annotation of a GenBank genome assembly.